Messenger RNA from Durusdinium trenchii, 2710 nucleotides. NCBI's taxonomy places the organism in Eukaryota, Dinophyceae, Suessiales, Symbiodiniaceae. The record is from the annotation of a GenBank genome assembly.
CAAAGUUCUUUUUGAGUUCGUCGCUGUUAGCCAUGGUUUGACUGCCCAACCUGAGUUGCUAAACAUGCCGGCUUCAUGACCGCAAGGUCUCGUCGGUCAUUCUGGUUCGGCCAAGCUGCGCGAUAUUUGUUGCUUGUUGGUGCCAUUGCUUGCUUAUGCGGGUUUGGUUUUCUGUGGCGGGUGCACAAUGGAGCGAUGCAGACAUAUGGUGAUGACACCACCAAGAACAGUCAGCAACGGAUAGGCUUGCUGGACCAACAAUUGCGCAAACUCCUUGCCAGCCCUGGGCUGCCGGCUGUCUCGCCCAUAUCGUUGCCACUGCCUACGGCGUCGUCUGCCGAAGGCUGGUCAGGAUCAUUUGCAUCAGAAGGGCCACUUGACAUGAUAGGCUUGUCGCAAGGAGAUGCAGACAACCAAGAGACCGACCCUGAAGAAGGGAGUAGCGCAGGUGAUACAGAUUGCCACGACACACACCCAAAUGCUGACAGUCCUGACAUGCUCCACGUCGUGUUUGCAUCUGAUGCAAACCAAGCAGAAGGAGUCCAGGCAAGCGUGGCAUCUGUUGUGUCAUCCACAGCAUCACCGGAUGAGCUAACAAUUCACAUCAUUGUGCAAGCGCAGUCUUUGAAUGACUUCAAGAUGCGUUUUGGAAUUCGUCCAGAGUGCCAAGCAACUGUCAGCGUGACGGGCGUUCUCAUCAAGGUUCAUGCCGUUGAUGGACGCCUAAUUGAGAAAUCAGUGGCAAAGGUUUCGUCAAAUUUACGCAAGGAGCGAGGGGCGAUAGAUACGCCAGAAAAUUUUGCGCGCUUUUAUAUGCAUUUGAUUCUGGAGAGGGCAGUUGUUAUAUAUUUGGAUGCAGAUACGAUUGUGCAGGCAGACCUAGCUGAAUUGCGGAAGCAGCUUUUGGCCAGUGGGAAGACGAUUGGCUUUGUCUCUCGAGAGUCCGAGGUCAAGAUGGAUAAGUUUCUCAAGAAGCCAAAAGGCUGCAGUGCCCAGCUGGGAGCGAGUUGGAAGAAAUUGAUAGCCUUGCAAGCGUUCAACGUUGGGGUUUUUGCAGUGAACUUGCAGCGUUGGAAAGAACAGCAUGUUGCUGAGAGAGUGGAAGAACUGGUGACGCAGCACAACCGGUGUGGUGGCCAGCUUUGGGUUGGCGGCUCCCAGCCUCCCCUGCUGCUGGCCUUCCUGAACCUGAAGCAGGGUGAAGAGAAGGAUUACAUCGUUUUCCCUGCAGAGUGGAACUAUGGUGACUUGGGUUGGCGCAAGGGCAUUUCAGCAUCAAAGCUUCAGUCGAAGAAAGUCUUGCACUGGAAUGGAAACCGAAAGCCCUGGAAGACGGUUGCUGCCUUACAGGGGACAAGACAAAGUACAGUUCACACAAAAAGGGCAGACUGUGAGUUUGAAGGGGUGCCCUCCAGUUUCCGAACAUCUGAGGAAGGUUUGUACAAGGAAAUGUGGCUUCCACACCGUCAACGAUUUGAUUCCUUGCUCAAGCCAUAUAGUGCCAGUGACACUGGUGGGUCUACUCAGCGGCCAGAUGUGAAGGACAAGCCUCCACCAAAAAAGAAAAGUAAAGGGCCGACAAGCACCACGACGCUGAGCCCUGAAGAGAUUGCUGCAAGGAAAGCAUGUCCUUCGGUGCUACUUUUAGAUGAAUGGAGUGAGGGCUCGCAAUGUACCAUUGGGAAAACCUAUGGCUGUGCAAGCGAGGGGAUGUAUGUGGGAGCUGGAUGCUCUGGCCUAUUCAGCGUGUCCGGCAAAGCCACUGUCUGUGGAGUUGGGCGAAGUAAGUGCGAACCAGGAGCUCUGCCUAAAGUUGCUGAUUGUGGGCUGAUGGUCCUUACAAGCUACUUUACCACAAAGAAAGACUGGCAACGUGGCAAAUAUGCAAAGCCGUCCUUUUCUAAAAUUCAGAAGCUCUACCAGACAGCCAUCACAAAUGGGCUGGCUGUGAGUGUCCUGUAUGAUUCCUUGCCUCAGGAUUUCAUAGAUGCGUACGCUUCCCACCGUUUCCGCUUUGUGCAAGUAAACUUGACAGAGUUCGACAAGAGGUACGGUGUAAAUGACGUCCGGUACUUCUUUUUCCAUCGCCUUCUCAACCAGAAUUCCGAUUGGAAAUCUGUCUUUAUUGUGGACGCUUUUGAUGUGCGAUCUGGGAUGAAUCCCUGCUCUGGGAUCCAGCCUGGCAAGAUUUUUGUCGGAGGUGAGCAAGACAGGCUCAAGAAGCAUCCAUGGAUGAAAGCACGCUUCCAGAAAAUGGGUGGCAAGUACAACCAAUGGUAUACCAGCAAGGUCACAGACAAAAUGAAGAUCCUGAACUGCGGCAUCACUGGGGGCCAGCGGGAUGUCAUGCUGAAAUUCCUCUCCCGGAUGGUGCAGGUUUUGCAGGAUCCAGCUUUAGCAAUUCGUCAAAAAAACGAAGACAUCAACUUGAAUAUGGCAGCUUUGAAUUACAUUUUGUACACGGAGUUUGACGGCAAGUUCCAAUAUGGACCGCCGGUCCAUUCGGUGUACAAAAGGUUUGAGAAUCGACGCAAAGAUGUGUGGUGGGUGCACAAAUGAAGGAUCAUACUGCUGAAGCAAGGGCUGAAGCAAGAAUUGGCAAAUUUGCGUCUGGCCUUCAUCAUGCAGAUUCUUUGCCAUGACCAAGAUGGUCCUUGUGGGGCAAAGUUGUUUUUCCCUGGCAUGAUGAGUGUUCGGGCGAAAGAAAAUA